Molecule: messenger RNA, 723 nt
Organism: Pisolithus orientalis
Lineage: Eukaryota; Fungi; Basidiomycota; Agaricomycetes; Boletales; Pisolithaceae
Exons: 5
Coding region: 1-723 (240 amino acids)
Source: RefSeq, a predicted model, not a curated record
AUGAAAGCCAGAUUUCAAGAGGAGGCCUAUUGUCACCCAAUCAACAUUGGGAAAAAUUGGGGUGGAAAAACCUGCAAUGCAGAAGCUGCUGAGAGAUAUGCAGAAGUGACUGAGCCAUCCAUUCUGGCCAAUGUAUGGAACCACCUUCAUCUUCUGAGGGAACCACUGUGGGAGAGCAUAAAGGCUUCCCCACAGGCAUGGUGGAUGGACAAGUCAUAUUUCCAUGAUAAUGCUGAGUUGAAAGGCACCAUCAACCUGUCACCCACAUGGUUUCAACAGGGUCAUGGGGUGGAUGGCAGGGAAGCAUUGAUCCACCUUGGUGAACAGGUGGAACAGUGGGUGGAUUCAGAUAUGAGCUCCAUACUGCUGAUAUGGAGCUCCACAUAUAGCAGCAUGUCCAUGAUGGUGAAUUGGGAAACUUGUUACCACAGGGAUAUCAAUGGACAGGAUCCAUGGUAUGACAUGCUGGUACCCAUGGGUGACUACCUGCCCUUGGACUUUGUCAUUCCAAUGUUGAAUCUACAGCUGUGCUACAACCCAGGGAUGAUCAUUGCAUUUUCAGGUUCAGCAUUGGAGCAUGGGGUGGGAGCUGUAGACGGUGACAGAGCAUGCCUGGCAUACUACAUGUGUGCCAAUGUCCAUCAGUCGGUGCACAUUCCAUGUGUCAAUCACUGCGGAUGGAUGACCUACUACCUAGACCAGUUGCAACUGGAGAACUGUUGA